AUGUCAGUCGCGCUGCAGCUCGCGGCGGCGGAAGAGAUUGCGACCGAGCUCAGGCUCGCCGCGGCGUCGGAGGACGCCGCCGAAGGCGAGGCGAUUUAUCGCGCGACGCUCGAGUCGCUGUUGGCGUCCACCGGGUGGACGCCGCGCGCCGCGGAGGAGAUGGCGCGCGAGGAGCAGCGUGCGCAUGUUCGGCAGAUGCGCUGGGCAAGGGAGCACGGCCGGGGGGAGCCGGUCCGGUGCUUUGACGCGGAGGAGUACGACGAAGGCGACGACGCUUUCGACGCGCUCUUCGACGGGGGCUCGGGGUACGGGUGGGAUUCCCCCUCGGGGGGCGGCGCUUUCUUCUAG
Emiliania huxleyi CCMP1516 is the source of this 348-nucleotide messenger RNA. RefSeq lists its product as hypothetical. NCBI's taxonomy places the organism in Eukaryota, Haptophyta, Isochrysidales, Noelaerhabdaceae. Bases 1 to 348 code for a protein of 115 amino acids. The record is from RefSeq and is a predicted model, not a curated record. The transcript is spliced from 2 exons.